Molecule: messenger RNA, 1092 nt
Organism: Metschnikowia bicuspidata var. bicuspidata NRRL YB-4993
Lineage: Eukaryota; Fungi; Ascomycota; Pichiomycetes; Serinales; Metschnikowiaceae
Product: mitochondrial 37S ribosomal protein bS1m
Exons: 1
Coding region: 1-1092 (363 amino acids)
Biological process (GO): mitochondrial translational initiation
Cellular component (GO): mitochondrial small ribosomal subunit
Molecular function (GO): structural constituent of ribosome
Source: RefSeq, a predicted model, not a curated record
AUGAAUAACCAAGAAUUAUUUCGGUUAUUUAAGCACUCCAAGUUGGCGCAGGUUGCUUUACCAUUGAGUAAAAAUGUCAGAGGACCAAGCACCUCAUCACCCACGCAUCAAAUAAUCUACACCCCAAAAAGCAGUGCAUUGAGGUCUGACUAUGGAAUGAAAACAGCUUUACCCAAACAAGUUGGUGUGUCACACAUUGCCUUCAAUGAUAUUGACAGUGCUAAAAGUAUGCCUGAUGUAGAAAAACGUGCUGGGCCGCUUUACACAAGAUUGCGUUUUCAAGAGUCCGAAGUUGUUUUAAAAAAGUCAUACAAUAAGGCAAAUCCGCUUUUUGCUUGGGAAGAUUCAAAAUCAUUGCAAGGAAUAAAGUCGGAUAUGCCUGAAAGUAUCGCCACGCAACUCAACAUGAACCGAAAUGCCUCGCUAUUGGAUGUGAAAAAGGCGAUGGCUGAAAAUCCAGAAAUCUAUACCAAUUUUAAGCAGUGGGUACUCGAGAAUAGUCCUGAGUCUUUCAUGUUAAAAGUCCCAUCGAAGUUUGAUGCUCUUCUCAAGGAGUUCUUCUCGACAUCUAAGUUUGUUAGAAGGCGGGAGAAUUCCUUGGAAGACAUGAUCAAGCCACAAGACAGGUCAAAAGCCUCGGGUGCUAGGAGCAGCGUACAGGGUACCGCUGGUCUCUCUUACCUUCAAAGAGGUAGACUCAUAAACUCACCUAAUGGAAUUAAACACGGAAGCAUAGUGCCUGGUAGACUUCUGGGGGAGCGAGAGGCUACGAUUGGUGGCUUUGUGGCUAAUGUCAAUGAAAAAACCACUUUGUUGCAGGCUAAUUACGCGAAAAAUUCUCCCGGGAAACAUCCCAAACAAUUUGUUCUUCCAUUCAAAGUCAAUGAAGCCGAGAUUACUGCGAAUGGAUCUGUGAGAUUACAAGCUGACGGGGUCAAAGUUGGCUCAUGGAUGCUGAGAUCCGAUUUGGACAGUGAUUCCGACAGAUACCCUGCUUCAAAUCCAAACUUCGGAAGCUUGCCAGAAAGAAGUCAGAAAGAAUUCUCAUUCUUGGAGAAUGUUUUGGGGUUGACACCAAGAUCUAGAAGUUGA